UACAACAUGAAUGUAUUCGCCAAAUCAAUCAAUCAAUCCAAAAGAAUCUGAAUGUCGAUUGCCAACCGAUCGAGCGAGUAUAUUUUUCGAACGCACGAUUUAGUUGUUUAAAUUGCUCAAAUUGUUCCACGUGCUUGUUUGUUUGUUCAUUUUUUACACAUCAGCGGUAAAUAUUGUGUGAACAAUCACAACGCAGUGUCCAUAUUGUGUUUGUCCAACGCGGAGUUUAGGACAAAGAUUUUACGGUUUUCAAUAAUUGUCGUGCCGUUAUCACAGUAAUAUCUGUUUAAUAUGUGAUUUCGUCGAUUUGCAAGCGUUCCGCUGCGCGUAUUUAUUCAAGGUUAUGGGUGUGAGCGGGACACGAGAUAACUACGACAACCGACAACACGAAAUGCAGAACGCGACCGGCCACCGUCGCGAGUGUUUUUCGACGUUGUGAUAGCGAUUUACGCAAAUGAUUACGUGAAAAUAUUCGAUUACGAACAUCGAUAAAUGAUUAAAAAUACGAAAUAUCCGGCAUUCCGUUCAUGAAAAUGCUCAAAAUGUUCGCAUAAAUUCCACAGUGCUCAAAUACGGGACAGUUCCUCAGAAAAUGGCUAGUGACACAGCAUACGUCCAUAAUUGCAUACAGUGAAUUGAUCAGUGUUUUUUUAAGUGUAAAAAAUUUAGAAAUAGUAUUUACGUGUUUACGUGCAAUGGUGAAUUGAUUGUAGUAUUUAGUAUUUAUAAAAUAAUUGUGUUAAGCGCCAUCUGUGAUCUAGAGGCGAGAAUGCGUGGUUGAGAUGGAGGCCGGUUUCAUACCGGUGGGCUCAGGCGGCGGUUCCGCAGCGCCGCCGCACUCGAGCGUGGUGGCGCCACCGGCAAAUGUGGUGCGCGCCCCGGGACUCAAGCGCGGGAAAAUGGAAGAGGCAAUAACCGAUAGGAUCAAAUUGGAGACGGUCCUCGGGCUGACGGUGAACAGCAACGCGGCUCUCGACUGCGAUCCCAACACUGAGCUGGUCGCGUAUCCUGCAGGAUGCACGGUGGUACUGUACAACGUGCGCAAGAACCGCCAGUCGCACGUGUUGAACUCGUCGCGCAAGAGCGUUACCUGCGUCGCGUUCUCGCCGGACGGCAGGUACCUGGCGACCGGCGAGUGCGGGCACGCGCCUGCCGUGCGUGUGUGGGACCUGCAGGAUCCAACCGCGUCGGGUGCGGUGCAAAUUGCAGAGUUUCCAGGACACACCCAUGGAGUCAGUUGUGUGGCAUUUUCCACGUCGUCAAAGUACCUGGUGUCCGUCGGUUCGCAGCAUGACAUGAUCGUUAAUGUGUGGGACUGGCGGGCGAACCUCAAAUUGGCCAGUAAUAAGGUAUCAUCACGUGUGAAAGCAGUUAGUUUUUCGGAGAAUGGAAACUACUUCGUCACAGUCGGGUUCAGGCAUGUCAAGUUCUGGUACCUGGAGUAUUCCAGAAAUGCUAAGUUCAAAGAGCCCGUGCCGCUGAUGGGCCGGUCGGCGAUCCUCGGCGAGCAGAAGGACAACGAGUUCUGCGACGUGGUGUGCGGGCGCGGGCUCGCCGCGGACAGCACGUACGCGAUCACGCGCGGCGGCCUGCUCUGCGAGUUCAACAGCCGGCGGCUGCUCGACAAAUGGGUUGAGUUGAGGACAACAUCAGCUAACUGCAUGGCGAUAGGCUCUAACUACAUAUUCGUGGGUUGCGCCGAAGGCAUAGUGCGGUGUUUCGCUCCGGACACGUUGCAGUACAUCACUACGCUGCCACGAACGCAUUAUCUAGGGGUCGACGUUGCGCAAGGGGUCAAUAUUAGUCACAUGUUCCGUCAGCCGUCGCAAGCCCGGUAUCCGGACGCGGUGGCGCUGACGUACGACGAACGAAACCACAAGCUGACGGCCGUCUACAAUGACCACAGCCUUUACGUGUGGGACGUCAGGGAUAUAAAGCGGGUGGGGAAAUCCCACUCCGCGCUAUACCACUCGGCGUGUAUAUGGGGGGUGGAUAUGGUGUCGGCGUCCGGCGGUACCUUCAUAACGUGUUCCAGCGACGACACCGUCAGGCUCUGGAGGCUGGCGACGCCGCAGCCGCAGAACAUAUACAGCAACGAAUUAAACAAAGUAUUGUACAUAGACCCCGAAUUGAAGUUUUUGAAGGACGUCGAUCUCACGGCCACGAAUGACAAGGACAAAGCGAAAUCAUACGACGACAAAAUCGGAGUCAGAUGCGUGCGCGCAUCCCCGGACGGGCGGCACGUGGCGGCGGGCGACCGCGCCGGCAACGUGUGGGUGCACGCGCUACAGGCCGCCGCCGACAGCUCGGCCGCCGCCACCGCCACGCUGCUCCACACGCUGGAGGCUCACGACGCCGAGGUGCUGGCGCUCGAGUACUCGCCGCCCUCGGGGCCGAGGCUGCUGGCCUCGGCGUCCAGGGAUCGGCUCAUACACGUCUUCAAUGUGGAUAAUGGCUACCAGAUCCUGCAGACGCUGGACGAGCACUCGUCGUCCAUCACGGCGGUGCGGUUCAUCAUGUCCAGCGGCGGACUGCAGAUGGUCUCGUGCGGCGCCGACAAGACUAUACUCUUCAGGCAGUUGAGAUCUACGCAAGACGGCAGUUAUCAGUUCGCCAGGGGUCAGAACGUUUCGGGUCGGACCACGUUGUACGACAUGGAAGUCGACGCUGGCGGCAGACACAUACUAACCGCUUGUCAGGAUCGUAACGUAAGAGUGUACAGUGCGGCUCACGGCAGGCAUACGAAGACUUUCAGAGGCACCACCGCUGAAGACGGGACACUUAUCAAGGUGGCGCUUGACAACAGCGGCAUAUACCUCGCGACCUCAAGUACGGACAAGAUUCUGAGCGUUUACGAUUACUACUCGGGCGAGUGCAUGGCGACCAUGUUUGGACAUUCAGAAAUUGUAACUGGGCUUAAGUUCACGCCGGACUGCCAGUACCUGGUGUCGGGGUCUGGCGACGGCUGCAUCUUCGUGUGGCGCGUGCCGCACGACAUGGUCGUCACCAUGCGCGCGCGCCUCGCGCAGCAGGCCAUCCGGCAGGGCAAGAAAGUGUCAGGCGCUAGCAAUGGUACAUCGGGAUUGGAGAGCGAGAGCGAGUCUCAGUGGGGCUCGCCGCCACGGGACCUGCCGCCCGACAAGUUCACAGCGCCGCAAGUACCUGACUACACACUACGAAUAGGGCGGCUGCCAUCGUGGGCCAAGAAGAGCCUCGGCGACGAGCUGGCGGCGCCCGAGUCCCCCGCGCCCGACCCGCCCGCCAGGGGCAAGUGGGCCACCAGAAUCAACCCCGCACCAGAAAAACGCGUCGACUCCGACGGCUCCAAAGACAGUUCGUUAGACAGUGGCACCGACACACGAUUUAUUGAAAAAAGAAAAGACCAACCGAUGGGGAAGCAGCGGCCGAAAUCGCUGAAUCUGUCCCAACUGCCGCGCGUCGAGGCGUUGUUUCGCAAUUUUGACGCGACCAUACGAAAGACGUACGAUAUAUUGACUAUAUCGCCGAGGGUCGAGAAGGUGACAUUAAACUUGUCCAAGAAUCGAAUCGUGGACCCACGGAGUCGACACCACACUGACGAUUCGUCACUUGGCAGUUUUAAAUAUGAGGACCAAGAGUCGACGGAACACGACGGUGACAUCGAAGACAUAUCUGACGGGGAACGGACGUCCUCGUCGGAGCGAGGCAACAGACCCACUUACUACCCUGGCAAUAAUGAUGACGAGACGCCUGGAGAGUUCAUGGUGAACGCGAUGGACGCCGAGGAGCUUCGGCAGUCCGUGCGCCGCUCGAAGAGGUGGAAGGCGGAGUCGCCGCGCCUGGAGCUGCCCGCCGCCGCCACCUCGCUCAGCGGCUCCGGACACGACUCCGACGAUGACGAGCUGGACGAGAAUGAACUUAAACAACCGCUCAACUCUGCCAAGCUUGAUGUUUCCCAACAGGGCUGCGGUCCAACCCCGGCUCCUAGAUAUACCUCGAAGGGGCGGGGACCGAAAUGGCGGCAAGUAUCAACGCCGUCGGGCGACAAUGCGGACCGCAACCCUCUAUCAGGGUCUUGCGAGUCGAUAGACACCGCUGGACGGAGAGAGAAAUAUAUAAAAUCAGCAUUCGACAGUCUGAGUGGGGUCGAGAUGGACACAACACUUACUGGAGGCCACACGUCGCUGUCGGCGCAGCACCUGUCGCGUGCGCCCGCGCCGCGCGCCGCGCCCGGCGCCGGCCCCGCGCCCGCGCCCUCCCCCGCGCCGCGCAGCAAGCCGCUCGACCCCGAGGCCGCGCGCCGCCGCGAGGAGCUCAACCGCAGGAUACUCGAGACCAGGAGACAGCUUGAAAGCGUGGCGUUCCGGUCGAAUCUGAAGUCGAGUCAAUCCACGACAGACCUCUCGUACAUACCAGAGAAGGACAACUCUCGCAGAGCUCGUCCCGUGUCUAUGGCGAUACCGAGCAAUAGCAGGCCUUAUGCGGGCCGGCACGCGUCCGCGUCCGAUCGCGAGGAGGAGAGCGCCGGCAUGCGGAGAGCGAUCUCGCUCUCGGACCUCGCCGCUAAACCGAUGCCAGCGCCCCGGAACCAAGGCCAGUCGUCGAAGCCGUCGACCCCACAAGGCGGCAACUCUUCCAAGUCGCCGGGCGGGUUCGCGCGACCCGCGCCGCGCUACUCCAACAAGUCCAACAUGACUAGGAGCUCCAGCGUCGGUGUUCUGAACCAGAGUGAUUCGGAGUCGGACCCUCAACCAUCCAGGCAGCAACCCCCGCGUGCCCAGGGUCUGAUGCGGCCCACCAUCAGCUCGAUGAACAAGGCGGCCGCCAACACGGCCCGGAGGCGAGGUCUUGCCAACGCGUACAGUGCUGUGAACCUCAACACCGGCGCGCACGAGGAGUCCAGCUCCGAGGCCGACGAGCGCGCCGACAAGGCGCAGAGGAGCGACAACCAGCGCCGGAUCGGUCGCAGCGGCAGUGAGAGAGACCUCUCAGCGAAGGCCAGGGAAGUGACAGCCAGGCUCACCGCAAAUACAAGGCAGAGAGCUAAGCCGGAACAAGCUACAGAUGCGAACUUAUCGUCAUCGUCGCAGCUGUGCUCGGCGCUGACGGAGCAGCUGACGAAGACUGCGUGCAAGGUGGUGCAGCUGUACGCCAGUCUGCAGCGCGAGCCCAACGCCGCCGCUGACAUCAGUGGAUUGGAAGCAGCCAUUCUAGAGACGCAGAAAGUGCUGCGCAGUGCCGUCAACCGGCCGCAGAACGGCGGCGACGCGCUCAGCAGCCUGUCCUCCACCGACGGAGACUACAGGGGCCUGAAUGUAGACUCCACCAGGCAAAAACUGGAACACCUGGUGUCUAAAGAAUCGACAGGCGCCGGUAAUCCCGCCAUGUCCCUCAUCGAACAAUACUCAGACAUACUCCUCAACAUGAUGCAAAGCAAAAUGGUGAACCAGUUCCCGUCGAGUCCGCACAGCCUGCCGCCCAACACGAGGGAACCCGGCGGAGACAGCUAGUACACUUACGAACUGUCGACAAAGAUGUAAUACAGACUUUUGUGUAACAUCUCGUGACACAUCGGUAUAGAUGGACACUAGUGAGAGUAACGUGAAACAAAAAUAUAUCGAUAAUUAUCUUCAGACCAUCUUGUGGUGUGUAAAUAAUGUCGAUAAAUGUAAUGUUGACUUCAUAAAUUAAAGUAAGUUAUUUGAAACAUCGAAAAAAUAUGUAUAUCGAGUGUGAGGUCUAGGUUGGUGAGAAAAUACGUUAUCGACGUUUCUUAUAGAGAAAAUGUAGAUAAUUCGGCAAAGUGAGAAGUUACAUGGAAUAAAUCGACCUUUUCUCGACGAUUAUUGGGAAAAGGACAUAAUUGUUGUGAGACGCAGAAAAGUUAUAUUAAAAUGUUACAAAAAAAAUCUACUAUCAAAUAUACACUACUUGCCUGUUUAGUCAAUUGGCAUGGAAAAACUAAUAAAAAAAAUGUUUUGACUGUGUCUACUACUAAUGUAAGGAACUUUAUGAAUAUGACGAACUAUAGUUAAAUUGCCAAAACUUUUUGCAAGAGAGGCACAAAAAAGUGUCGAGUCGGUAUUUUGAAGUAUAUCUGCAUAUUACCAUCAAUAUCGACAUUCUUUAGUAACAAAACUUUAACUAUAUUUCCUACUGCAUAUAAUUGUUAUAGACGUAUUCCUUUGUCUUCUCAUUUCUUAAGUCUUUUUUAUGUAAAGUUAGACUAAAAUAUCGAUAGUUUUCGUUCGACUGUGUCGCCACUAUUGCAGAAAUACAAGAAGUGAACUAGAGCGCCAUUUUUUUUAUCUAAAAUUUUAGUUCUCAUUUUGGCAAUGAUAUGCAAAAUGAAAAUACCGUCAUUCCAGAAUUACCAUUAUGUUCCUUGAAUGCUGUAAAAAUGGGUUUAGGAGAUACGAGUUUAUCGCGCGUUGCCUACAUUUAUGCCAAUACGGGGACUGAAACUAGCUCAGCUGGUUUUACGCCUUAUUGAGGCACACGGAAACGAAAACUUUGAACACAAUAUUGUGAAAUAAAUUCGGUAAAAAGACCAGAUGUGGUGCAUUCAAAUUUGCAUUUCAGUUUAUUAUUUAGCCAUUUAAAAGACAAUGUUUUAUAAUUCCAAUUUGUGUUGUGUGGUGAUUAACUAUUGUAUUGUUUAAAGAUAACGUCUUACACUAAGUAACUUGGUAUAUUAUGGUCUAAAUAAAAUCUAGAAGAUAUUAUAUGUUAGUAUAUUUGUGGCCACCAUAAUAUUGCCCGGUACACUGUAUUUUACCCUGGCAGUUAAAAAUAUCGAUCAUAGUUAUGUCACGUUAUUUAGUAAAGGUAUCAAACUUUCUUAUUCCUUUUAUGUCUUGUGUUGUUGUUUUAGUUCAAUUUUCAGUAUUUUUAUUAAUGAAAUAAGUGAAUAAGCACUUGUGACUGACAUGAGAAUUCCAUUUUUACGAUUUUGUGCCGAACUUUUGGUAAACGGAUGCAAUUUAAUUAUUAUUAAUUGUGCGCAAAAUGCGAGAUACUGACAUCGUGCCGUUCUAACAUACAACUAAGCACACAAAUCCAUGCAAUUGUAAUCUAAUUCAAGACAAUUUGCGUGCAAAAUUGUUACAAGUAAUUUUUGGAUUUUUGCUAAGGCAAUAUCGAUAAACAGCGCUGCAUGUCACGCACGUCGCACAUAUCAAAAGUCAGUACCGAUAAAACUUGAUUAUUCUAUGUGUUGGUAUAACUUCAUACAUAGUAUGGUCUGCAAAUAGGCCGACUACAUGCACUACUAAUAGUGCUAUGUAAAUUAUGACCAGUCGGACAAUAUACUAUAUGUCUUCCCAUUUAUUUCACUACUACAUACAUAAUGUUUUACUUAUUUGUGCCGACCGUCAUUAGUUUAGGGGGACUUUAUGCAAACUUGAACGUUUGAUUUCUCUUUAAAUUAAGAAGGUUGGCAUACUAUUAAUGUUAUAUGUGAAAUGCAGGAUCUUGUGGCUUUGUUUGGCUAUUUGCGCCUUAAUGAAGUAAAUAGCAAUAUGUGUUAACUUAUAUUGUCACUGUCUUUGUAUGCGCCAUAAAAUUAGUGUAUGAGCGCAUGUCUCUGAAGAUAUUGUUUUGUUUGUCAUCAGUAAUCAUAUAGUGACCUCGGUAAUGUCUAAUGAUCUCACUUCAAUAUAGUCGAUGACAAUGUCGUGAUUUCAAAGACAAAAACAGGAACGUUUUUAUCUUUAACGGUUUUAAUGCCGAGGUUGCUAUGAUGACAUCGCUAUCAUACGAUUUUCAAUCGUUAUGCAAUCUAAAGUGGUGCCACACUGCGGGAAAGCAACAUGCAUUCAUACACGUGAUAGGGAUAUCUGACGUCACGUAGAAGAUGGCAUAUGUGUGCGUUGCGUUGCACCGCUUUUAUGUGUGUCGGUUUUAAAUUACCUUAUGUUAUAAAAGACAACUUAUUGAUGUGGUUUAUACAGUGAGAGGGAUGAUACAUCUAUAUGUGUGAGCGAGAUAGCCAUAUUGUUAAAUUAACGGACUGUCUCGUAUGUUCGAGAAAUGACAUUGUGGAAAGAGCGCAGACAUAUCGCUUCUUACUAAAGGUUGAGGUAGCGGUAUGUUUAUAAUAGCUCAGUAUUAUAAAUAUAUGAGAGAUGAGACAAACGUCUUUGCGGAAUAAAAAGCAAAUGAGUCCCUCUAGAGAGCGAGAUGGCAAUAUAUUUGUGAAUUCGCUCAAAAAAUGCAAAAAAAGGAGCAAAAAAUCUUCGAAAUCGUCCAAGUAUUGUCAAUGUUGAAAUUUAGAAUUCGUCACAAUUUUUUUUUAUAAUUAUUAAUUAAUAAUGAUAGUAAUGUAUGCAUGUGAUAAAGUAAGUAGAUGAAGUUUUGUAAAUAACACACGGUUAUGACUCAUGUUUUUGUUUGUGCGAGGUGUUAUUUUUAUAUGACUAGGUGCGUUCAUACCACACGUGACGUUUCCAUGUUUCAUAUUGGUUUAAUUUUUAAUUAUUAUUUGUGUGAGUGUGGGUAGGGCUACGGAAAUAAUUGAAUGGUUUAGGAAAUUGUAAGAUAUGUGUUGGAUUCUUUUAGGAUUUUAAAGCAUAAAAAAUAUUAAAUUUGUUUCAAAAUUAAACUUAUGAUCUUAAGUAAUUAAAAAGUUUUUUUUUGUUCUGAAAUGACUACACCAUAAUAAUUAGCAACCACAUUAAUUAAUCAAAUACUUAAAUUUUUAUAAUCACUAUUGUAUUUGUCUUAAUUGAUCAAUCCUAACUGGGGCAUUGUAAUUAUUUUACAAAAUAUAUUCUCUAUGGUCUUCCCUUUUCUGAAUUAUAGAACAGACAGUUGUAAACCCUAUUUUUACCUAUGUUGACUUAUUGUUUUAUCUAACUGAACUAUUUUUUUCUGUUGUAUUUCUAUAUUUUCAUGGGGUUUUAUAUUUCACACUUUAUUAAUUUUUAAGGUUUCUAUUAUUUGUACAGGUUUGAGCAAUGAGGUAUAGGUCUGAACCGUUAUUUCUUUUUAGCAUAGUAUUAUUAAUUUCGUCUUCUGACCCUAUACCUUAUGCUCAACGCUUAUUUCAUAAUUAUAGGAAGAUUAUACAUAUUAUACAUAUUUAACUGUCUGUAAUUUAAUUUCUUUCUUUUCGGAUAUGUGUCUGUAUGGUAUGAACGUACCUCAGUCGAUAAGGUCCGUUCACGCUCGACGAUAUAGCACAGUUAUCGAACGAUGUAGAUAGUUUUUUUUUAUUUAAUGUUCAAAAUUAUAAAUGCCAUUUAUGCGAAAAGACUAAUGUUUAAUAAUGUUUAUGAUAUUACAAUUUAUUACGAGUAUUUUUUCUUUUUAUUUUCCUUUUUUUACGUUUCUUUUCCUUUUUCAUAUUUUUUUCUAGUUGGAAUUGAUUAGAGGAUUUGCAGAUCGGAUCGUGGAGGUUUGUUUAUAUAUAAACGUUUAAUUAAUGGCAAAAUUAUGGUGUUAAUAAUAAGGUUCACAUUUGACAUGACAGGAUAUCCGUGAAUGUUGUGUGACGAGAUUUCGAGUUGUAUGAACAAACCUACACUAUGUUUAAGUCGGAUGGAUUUGAAUAUAUAGAUACGUGGAAUUGCGCUAAGGAAUGUCACAGAGUUAUUUACAUUUUUUCUUUUCGUUUUUUUUUUUUCAGAUAUAUUGUAGCGAUCCUUUGGUAGAAUUUUAAAUCGGAAUGAAACCGUGCAAAUAGGUUUUGGUGGAAUGUGGUCUUUUUAUGAGCUCUUAAGUGUUAAAAUCCAUAACAAAGAAAAAUUACGAAUCGCUACGAUGAUAUAUUUGCAGAACUGAGUUUUGGUUUUCUGGAAGGUAAGUUACAUUCAAUGAAUAAUAAUAAUUGUCCAUACCCCCCUUAUAUAAAGCCAAAGUACGGCUCUGGUCUUUUUUCUAAUAAUGGUAUGACCCUAAGAACAAUCGAAAGCGUAAAAGAUUACUAGUUUAUAUAACAUUGUAUUAAUGAAGUUGCUUGAAUAAUAUUACAGGUCCAAUUCGCGGCGAAUGUAUGUUUUGCUAAUAUUUUUGCACUUCUGAGUGCUCUGGGACCAAAAAGCGCUCUGAAAUGAUUUGUUGAACCGAUUAUUACCCUGGAAAUAAAUUAUUUAUUUUUUUACGGGACCGAGUUACAAUGUGAUAUUUGACAAUUCGCAUCGAAAGUAUUAAAGGCGGAAUAAAUUAAACCAGAGAACCAAAACUUGGUUUUAAAUACUAUAUUUAUACUAGCAUAUGCCAUAAUAGUGUAUUAAGUCAUAUUAAUUCUGAUAAAAUUAGGGAACAGAGCAGGUCUAUAACCAGAUUUAGCGCACGGGGAGUUUAUUUUACACUUGGCUUUUUACAUGUAGCAAGUUACCUAUGUUAUUGUUAUCUGUAUCUUGAGCUUAAUUUUACACUUUUUUACUUAUCCCAUCAGACUAUUUAUGGGGGUAAUAUACCCACAACUCUCUAAACUGGAUACGGGCCUGCUUUUAUUCCCAAAACCAUACGCUUUAUUCAUAGUUUUUUAUGACACGCUUCGGCCAUUUUGUGUUUCACAAAAUGGCGGUAUAAUUUACGCGCAUCAAAUUGUAACUUUUAUUUUUAAUGUAAAUAAAUAGGUGACGCAAGUCAAGGACAUUUUUAUGAUGAAAUAAAAAGGAAAUUAAAAUGUA
Messenger RNA from Manduca sexta (tobacco hornworm), 10616 nucleotides. RefSeq names its product mitogen-activated protein kinase-binding protein 1 (gene Wdr62). Gene Ontology annotation, molecular function: protein binding. Bases 783 to 5489 code for a protein of 1568 amino acids. The transcript is spliced from 37 exons. Gene Ontology annotation, biological process: regulation of mitotic cell cycle; mitotic spindle organization. Lineage: Eukaryota; Metazoa; Arthropoda; Insecta; Lepidoptera; Sphingidae. Gene Ontology annotation, cellular component: mitotic spindle. The record is from RefSeq and is a predicted model, not a curated record.